GAUGAAGGUAAUUUCAUCUUACAAAAUAACCAAUUUUUUCACAUUCCCUUUGUGUGAGGACAAAGAUGGCGUGAAAAUAAAGCGUGUAGUGUUUUUGUUAUGUACUCUCGCGAGUUUCUCUCUCUCUCUCUCUCUCUCUCUGAACGCAACACAGCACACCAUGAAACGUUAAAAUAUCAUUCUGGUUCUGUGACAAAGACAAUCUCAUCCCUCACUCAUUCCACCAUCUGUAAUAUUUCGUUGAGUCUUGUGCAGCAAUAAUGAAAAUCAACAGUACCAAGAAAGAAAAAAAAAUUGGCAAUGAACUUAAUCUGUCACCAUCUCGAGAAUCCUCGAUAUUUUCAAACACAUUCCAUAACUAGAAAAUUUCCCUCUCUACUAUUUCUCUCUCACUCUACUUAAUAAUGUAGCUUUCAUUGCAGUACUAGUACUUUUUUUAAAUUACUUGAUUAUUUCUAUUUGUUGAAGGAUAAAGUUUCAAUAUUUAUAUAUGUAUUUUUCAAAUUUAUAAUACCCCACAAUUUCAUUCUUCUUUCUCAGGUCAAUACGGGGUAUUAAGGAUUCUUCAGAGUAGGUUGAUUUUUGUCGAGAAAAAUUUGAUCUUUUUUCAAAUGGGCACGGAUGAAAGCGACAGCAUGGCACCAGGUUCAUCUCCUGUGCAAGAAAGUGUGAGCGUGGUUCGAGGUUCAGAGCAGGCGAAGGAGGUUGGGGAAGUUGUUGGGGGUUUGAGAAGUGAGGAGGGGUGCGGUGGGGUUGCUGUGAAUGGGGGUGGGUUUUCUAGCAUUGAAAACCAAGGUUUGGGUGAUGAAGGGGUUGUUGUUAACGUUGUCAAUAAUAGUAAUGUAUUGGAGGCCAAGGUUUCGGUUGUGAGCGGAAAUGAUUGUCAAGUUUUGACUGAUUCUGAGGUGAAUGGGAUGUCCCCUUGGCUGGGAAUGCAAGAAAGUGAUAUGAGCACAGUGUUUUCUGGUGACGGAACUGAGAAGCUGGAUUAUGAUUAUGCAUCUGAGAAGAUGGACUAUAUGUUUGCUUCUGAGAUGGAAGAGACUGCUGUUUUGAGUUUGGAUGGAUCGGUUGGGGAUGGUGGAGAGCAUGGAAGUGAAGGAGGCAAGAGUGGUGAGGAAGGAAAAUAUGAAGCUUGUGAUGCCGAUAAUGUCACUCUUGCUUCGGAGAGUAGAGUUGCAGAAGUUCCUGUUUUGAGUGGGGAUAGUGUGGUAGAGGCUGGUGCUGAACACACAAUAGAGAGGAAGGAAGGUGAAGACUGUGAUGGGAACAUAGGGGUGGCAGCUGCUGUCAUGAGUGUGCAAAGUUUGUUAGGGGUUGAUGGUGAUGACAGAAGAGAAGAGGAUAAAAGUGAAGAGGGAGGUAAAGAUGAAGAUUGUGAUGGGAAUGAUGUGAUUACUACUUCUGAGAGUGGACCAGUAGAAGCUGCUAUUUUGAUUGUGGAUAGGUCAGUAGGAGUUGGCAAAGAAGAUGUAAGAGAAGAAGAUAUCGGUGGAGAGGAAGAUGGUGAUGGGAAUGUUGUGACUGUGACUUCUGAUAGUAGGGUAGCAGAAGCUGCUGUUUCGGGUGUGGAUGCUUUUGUGGGACUUGGCAAGGAAGAUAGAAGAGAAAAGGGUAUCAGUGAAGAGGAAGGUGGAGACCAAGACCGUGAUGGGAAUGUUGUGACCAUUUCUUCUGAGAGUAGAGUAGCAGAAGCUGCUGUUUUGAGUGUUGAUAGUUUUGUAGGAAUUGGAGGGCAAGAAAGAAGAGAAGAGAAUAUACGUGAAGAGGAGGGUAAAGAUGAAGACAUUGUUGCUGUUGCUUCCGAGAGUAAAGCUGCAGAAGCUGAUGCUUUAAGGGUGGAUAAUUUGAUAAAUGUUGGUGGGGAAGAUACAUCAGGUGAAGAACGUGAUGGGAAUAUUCUGACUCUUGCUUCUCAGAGUGAAGUUGCAAAAGCUGCUGAUCUUAGUGGGGAUAGUGUGGUAGCUAUCGGUGUGAAUGACAAAACAGUGGAGGAGUGUGAAGACGGAGGAAAGAAAGCAGAAUGUGGUGGGAACAUUGUGAAUAUUACUUCUGAGAAUGGAGUAGAAGAUGCUGCUGUUUUGAGUGUGGAUGGUUCAAAAGUGGUUGGUGUUGGCAGUGAAGAAGUAGAAAAAGACAAAGAUUGUUCUGAGAACAUUGUGACUGUAGAGGUUCCAAUUGCAGAGACAAGUGAGAACAUGGAUGUGGAUGUGGAGGAGUUGAGUGAUGAAGGGUAUGGUUAUGCUGUUGGUGAUUUUGUUUGGGGUCAAGCUGAGAGCCAACUUUGGUGGCCUGGCCGGAUUUAUGACCCAUCUGAUGCAUCCGAUGCCGCAUUGAAGCUGAAACAAAAGAACAGACUUCUGGUUGCCUACUUUGGGCAUGGAACCUUUGCGUGGUGUCAUCCAUCACAGUUAAAGCGUUUUGAGGAUAGCUUUGAUGAUAUGGUUAAACAGAGUAGCUGCAUCGAUUUCACCAAUGCAGUGCAAGAAGCUGCAAGUGAGGUCGGAAGGCUUCUUUCUAUGAAGCUGAGUCGUUUAGUCGUUGACAAGAAAACAGGUUCUGAAUCUGAAUCUGAAUCUAAAUCUACUCUCCUACAGGGGAAAAAUUCUGGAAUCAAGGAAGGUGUUGUUGUACCAGAAACUGGCAUAGAUAGACUUUUAUAUAGUCAAUUUGAGCCAGCAGAAUUACUUUCUCAUGUGAAUCGAAUUGCACGAAUUAUUGAUAGUGGUAGUAGUAUUAUGGAGCUGGAGAUCUUAAAGGCUAGACUUUCUGCAUAUUAUCUGUCAAAAGGGCAUAGAUUACCUGAUUUUAUGGAUACCCAGCUGGUGCAUGGAGUUGAAGAUAGUCUAAUGGAUGAAACAGUUGCUGUAGAGAACAUUAAAAGUACCGUGGAAGCCCCGACUCAAGGACCAUUUGAUGAACUGGGUCAUUCUCCAGGGCUUUCAGGGAACAUAUCGAACCAUGUUAGAAAGCAGAAAAGCAUUGCUGAGAUUAUGAGGGAGGACAAAGAUGUUAUGGUGGAAGCAAUUGGCUCAAAUGGUGGAAAGAAGAGAAAAGGUGGUGAGGAUGGUGUGUCAUCUAAACCUGUUCAGAAGAAAAAAGAGUUGCUGCUUCUAGACACUGAUGAAGAUGUGUCGAGUGCUGAACAUUCUGCCAAGGAAAACAGUGGUAGCAUUGGCUCAUGGAUGCAGUCAAAGGAGAAGAAAGAAGUUUCAGAUGAAGGGAAGAGCGAAGAACGAAGCAGGAAGAGUGGUUUGUCUAGAGAAAGGAAGAAAAGUAAGUACUUGUCCCCUCCUUUCACUGCUCCAAUCAGGGGGCAAAGAGAGGAAAGUAUUGAAGCAGAAUCCAUUACAGUAUCCAGAAAAGUUAAAGCAUCUCAGACAAGUGCAGUGGCUGCUGUUCUGCAAUAUCCUCCAGUUUAUAUGGGGAGGUUUUUUGAUAGCUCAAGUUACCAAACUGAAGAAGAUGAUGGGAAAAUGGUUAUUGAUCCAAAGAAAAUCCAAGGUCAUGUGGAGGAAGUUCUGUUCCAAGUCCGUAAUGCAGCUAUUAGUCCUCAAAUUCGUAGGGAAGGCACUUCUCUUGACCAAUUUGUUGACUUCACUUUUGCAUUCAGAAGUUCAUUAUAUUCUGAAGGAUCUUUACGUAAUGUGUACGAGAAGAAUGAGCCUGGAAGGAAAAGAAAGAAGCCAGAAUCUGAAGAAUCACUGAAACAAAAAUCUGGUACAAAGAAGAAAAGAAAGGAAAGUGGUUCAGGUAAGAAGGAUGCUGCUGGUGAAAAUGCUGAAGGUGCUGUUCUUGUUGUUUCAUUUUGCCCAGGAACAUCUACGCCUUCAAGAUCUGAACUUAUCUCAGUGUAUAGUAAGUUUGGAGCUCUGAAUGAAGCAGAAACAGAUAUGUUCUGCAAUGACUACACAGCUAGAGUGUGCUUCCUGAGAACCUUUGAUGCUGAAAAUGCAUUCAACCAUUCUAAAAGCAAUAACCCUUUUGGAUCUUCUGAUGUAACUUUUCAGCUCGAGUAUUACUCUGAAGGAUCAAAGUCUGAACAAGAUGGUGAAAGAUCAAAGAACACACCUUUGCUAGCAGCUACACCACCAUCGGUUGGUGAAGCAUCGAGAUUGAUCUUUAUCCAGAAGAAGCUUCAGGGUCUGACUUUGAUUCUUGAAGCAUCAUCAGGUGACAAAUCUCCCGAUUUGAUGGCUAAACUACAGAGUGAGGUGAAGGCUCUUCUGGAGGAUGUCAACCAAAUGGUUGAAGCUUCUCUGUUUUAGUCAUUAUUUAGCAAUGAUUAGGGUAGGUUUUGUGACAAUAUGCCCUUCUUUUUUGGUUUUGUCGUUGUCUGAGGCCCCUUUUUGGUUGACCUUGGCCUAGCUUUAUUUGACAUAAAGUUAGUUGGUAUAGUUUGAUGCGGGUCAUGACAUUUGGUAUUAAUUUUAUGGACAUCGACAUCUUUAGACUUUUCA
This is a messenger RNA of Vigna unguiculata (cowpea), 4460 nucleotides long. RefSeq names its product PWWP domain-containing protein 3-like. The record is from RefSeq and is a predicted model, not a curated record. NCBI's taxonomy places the organism in Eukaryota, Viridiplantae, Streptophyta, Magnoliopsida, Fabales, Fabaceae.